GCCCGGAUUUACAUGUUUGUCUGUGUUGUGUCUCAGUGAAAACAACCUCACGUUUCAAACACACAUCUACGACUGAAGGGGAGGAACGGCACAGCAGCCCUUGUCAAAAUAAGUCCAGGCAUGGACCAGCAGCAGUGUAUCAUCGAUACCCACCACCUCACGACACACACCAUGGGCAGAGGAGAUCUCGGCCGGGGGGAGGGGAAGAAGAGGCUCAUCUACAUGCUGAAGGACGGUAGCUGCCCCGUGGUGUUCCACCAGUCCCCGGGCCAGUGGAGCUUCUUCCUGGCCGACAUCUUCACCACGCUAGUGGAGCUCCGCUGGAGGGUCAUGCUCCUCAUCUUCUGCCUCUCCUACAUCCUAUCCUGGCUCUUCUUCGGCCUCCUCUACUUCCUGAUCGCCUACGUCCACAAAGACCUGGAGGACCACGACACAGCACCGUGUGUGGCGAACGUCCGCAGUUUCACCUCCGCCUUCCUCUACUCCAUGUCGACCCAGGCGACUAUCGGCUACGGCUUCCGGGUGAUGACGGAGAACUGCAUGGUGGCCAUCGUGGUGGUGACAAUCCAAGCCCUGAUGAGCUGCUUCAUCGACACAGUCGUCAUCGGCAUCACCGUGGCCAAAAUGGCGUGCGCGAGCAAGAGGGCGCAGACGGUGGGCUUCAGCAGGUGUGCCGUGGUCAACGUGCGCGAUGGCGCCCUGUGCCUUGUGUGGCGCAUCGCCGACUUCCGCAGGAACCACAUCCUGGAAGGUACCGCCCGGGCGCAGCUGGUCCGCCCCACGAAGCACCCCUCUGGGAUGAUCUCUGUGACCUACCAGGACCUAGACAUCCAGAGUAGACACCUCAUCCUGGCCACCCCGGCCAGCAUCGUUCACAAGCUGGAGCCUGGGAGUCCCCUCUACAGCCUGGGACCAGACAGCCUGAGGGAGGAGGACUUUGACCUGGUGGUCUCCUUCACCUACACUGGUGACUCCACAGGCGUCCUGCACCAGACACGUACCUCUUACACACCAGCAGACAUCCGCUGGGGCCAGCGCUUCCAGGACAUGGUACAGGUGGGGAGGAGGCACUACAAGGUAGACUAUGCCCUGUUCCAUCAGACCACCUGGGUGCAGAUGGCCAUGGUCAGCGCCCAGGAGGGUGACAGGGGGAGACCGCCAACCACGGAGUCUAUCGUCCAAUCGCAGCAGCCGUUUGUGAGAUCGAGCAGGAAAUUCCGGAGGUCCUUGGCUGAUGUCAGUGAGGAGGUGGUUCAGGAGGCGUGGCUCUGAUGACGCUGUGAUAAUCCCAAAACAGCAGAGACAGAUAACUACAUUAUCGUACAACAUUAUCAUUAUGUUGUACAUUAUCGCACAGGACUUUAGUAAAGGACUUGAGUAAGUGUAAUAGGGUAGUUUCAUUGUAAAUAACUAUUUUAUAUCAUAUUUUAUACUUCUUUGUUAUUUCCUUUAUGAAUUU
This is a messenger RNA of Coregonus clupeaformis (lake whitefish), 1459 nucleotides long. RefSeq names its product inward rectifier potassium channel 16-like. Gene Ontology annotation, cellular component: plasma membrane. The coding region runs from base 121 to 1272 and encodes 383 amino acids. Gene Ontology annotation, molecular function: inward rectifier potassium channel activity. The record is from RefSeq and is a predicted model, not a curated record. The transcript is spliced from 2 exons. Gene Ontology annotation, biological process: potassium ion import across plasma membrane; regulation of monoatomic ion transmembrane transport. Lineage: Eukaryota; Metazoa; Chordata; Actinopteri; Salmoniformes; Salmonidae.